This is a messenger RNA of Verticillium alfalfae VaMs.102, 441 nucleotides long. RefSeq names its product F-box domain-containing protein. Bases 1 to 441 code for a protein of 146 amino acids. The record is from RefSeq and is a predicted model, not a curated record. The transcript has a single exon. NCBI's taxonomy places the organism in Eukaryota, Fungi, Ascomycota, Sordariomycetes, Glomerellales, Plectosphaerellaceae.
AUGGUCAAUAAGCGUGCCGAGCGUACCACGGAUUCGCGAGCCCGGCCCUCUGUCAGCCUGAACAUGGUCGUGUACGAUUGUCAGAACGUCACUUGGACUGGUGUCCGCGAGGUGCUGUUCCGCAAUGCUCACGUCAAACCCGACUCGUAUCCCAUGGAAGUCAUUGGACUUAAGGCCUUCUACGGCUUCCAGAUGACGAUCGACGAACACAUGAAGCGCGUCCUCCGCGGGGACUUUGCGGCGGCCAGCAGGCUGGAACGUCGCUGGGCGGAUUACAUGCAGGCCAAUGAAGAGGCUGGCGCCACAGGAGCAGGACACCGAAGGCGGCGCCGCCGGGCGAGAGAAGCCCAGAUGCUGCACGCCGAUGAGGAAGAGGGCGGCAUUGCGCAUGGUGGGCGCAGGAGAGCUAGGACAGUUGCUGCUGCCUGUGCUGUCAUGUAA